GUUGUGGUGGAUUGUACAACAAGACGACCAAGAUUGUUUUAUUUCUAAAGGGAUCCAAAGAAAUAAAAUAAAAAUCAUAUACAGCAAAUACGAUUGUUGAUAAAAAAGGGCAAAAGACGUCAGUCUUGUCAACACAAACAAUCCGAACGGAGCGGGCGUCCAAGCUGGACUGAAGUCUUCGUUUAAAAGUAGAAAGUCCGCCGUGUUGGUUUUUGUGAUCAACUCGCCCCCAUGAUGACUCAUCUGCACGCCGGCCUGAGCUCCGAGACGACGGAGAAGGCUCGACUGGAGCUGAACGAAAACCCCGACACCCUUCAUCAGGACAUCCAGCAGGUUCGGGACAUGAUCGUGACGCGGCCGGACAUCGGGUUCCUCCGGACGGACGACGACUUCAUCCUCCGCUUCCUCAGAGCCAGAAAGUUCGACCAGGUGGAGACCUUCCGGCUGCUGGCUCAGUACUUCCAGUUCCGACAGCAGAACCUGGACAUGUUCCAGAGCUUCAAGGUGGACGACCCCGGCAUAAAGCGAGCGCUGAUGGACGGGUUCCCCGGAGUCCUGGAGACGCCCGACCAGCACGGCCGGAAGAUCCUCAUCCUGUUCGCCUCCAACUGGGACCAGAGCAGGAACUCCUUCACGGACAUCCUGCGGGCCAUCCUCCUCUCCCUGGAGGUGCUGAUAGAGAACCCCGAGCUGCAGAUCAACGGAUUCAUUCUGAUCAUCGACUGGAGCAACUUCUCCUUCAAACAGGCCUCCAAGCUGACGCCCAACAUCCUGAAGCUGGCCAUCGAAGGCCUGCAGGACAGUUUCCCGGCCCGGUUUGGAGGAAUCCACUUUGUGAACCAGCCCUGGUACAUUCACGCCAUGUACACCAUCAUCAAGCCGUUCCUCAAGGACAAGACCAGGAAACGGAUCUUCCUGCACGGGAACAACCUGAACUCUCUGCACCAGCUCAUCCAGCCGGAGUGUCUUCCCUCGGAGUUCGGCGGGACGCUGCCGCCCUACGACAUGGGGAUCUGGGCCCGGACGCUGCUGGGGCCCGACUACAACGACGAGACGGAGUACACCCUGACCUACGACGCCCUGCACGUCCGCCACCACUCAGGAGGAGGAGGAGGAGGAGGAGACAAGGACAUGAUGAAGAGGUCCCAGUCGGCGGUGGAGCCAGGAACCCUGCGACAGACGGACCGAGAGACCAGCACACCGCUGCUCGCUCUGGACUGAAUGCUCUCUCUCUCUCUCACACACACACACACACACACACACACACACACACACAC
Messenger RNA from Salarias fasciatus (jewelled blenny), 1277 nucleotides. Its product is annotated as clavesin-1. The record is from RefSeq and is a predicted model, not a curated record. The transcript has 7 exons. Gene Ontology annotation, biological process: lysosome organization. Gene Ontology annotation, cellular component: trans-Golgi network; membrane; endosome. NCBI's taxonomy places the organism in Eukaryota, Metazoa, Chordata, Actinopteri, Blenniiformes, Blenniidae. Bases 232 to 1221 code for a protein of 329 amino acids. Gene Ontology annotation, molecular function: phosphatidylinositol bisphosphate binding.